UUUACUGCAGGUGAUAUCCCUUCUUUCAUUUUCAAUUUGACAAAUCUAGAAGAGUUUGAUGUUUCUCAAAAUCAACUAAUUGGUGGCAUACCAAUAAAGUUUGAAUAUUUAUAUUCUCUUUCUCUUCUAAAUGUCUCCCAAAACAAGCUGAGUGGAAUUGUGCCUUACUUUAGGAACAGGUUCGAUGUUGAAUUUCAUGUUGACUUUAGUCACAACAAAAUCAAUAGACUAUUACCAUAUGGGAUAUGCACUUUUCCAUCAAAAUGUAGCAUUGAUUUGAGCUACAAUAAUAUCUCUGGUAAUAUACCUAAAGAGCUUAGUGAGCUGCUCUACAUCAACUUGUCAUACAAUCAUCUCAGCGGCUAUGUCCCUAGUGAAGUUUAUAGCUCUUUUCCUCAUGACAUUUUAAAUGGUAAUAAAGAACUACUUGGUCUAGAGAAGAUAUAUGAUUCUUCUAAAGAUUCAAAGUCUUUGAUGAAAAUCAUUAUUCCUUUGACAAUUUUUGUUGUCAUCAUAUUUGUUGGGGGUUUCAUCUGGUUUCAUUUUUUCAAAAAGAGCAAGAAAUUCAUAAUUGAGACAAGAGAAACAAAAAAUGGAGAUUUGUUUUCCAUAUGGAAUUAUGAUGGAAAAAUUGCAUAUGAAAAUAUUAUAGAAGCAACAGAGGACUUUGACAUCAAAUAUUGUAUUGGAACCGGUUCCUAUGGAAGUGUUUAUAGAGCACAACUUCCUAGUGGCAAAAUUGUAGCAUUAAAAAAACUCCAUAGAAGAGAAUAUGGAAACACAUCUUUUGCCAAGAGUUUUCACAAUGAAGUGAAGAUGUUGACUGAAAUUCGACAUCGCAAUAUUAUAAAGCUUCAUGGUUUUUGCAUACAUAAUCAGUGCAUGUUUCUCAUCUAUGAAUACAUGGAAAGAGGAAGCCUUUUUUAUGUGUUGAAUAAUGAUGACGAAGCUAAAGAGUUGGAUUGGAGUAAGAGAGUGAAUGCCAUCAAAGGAAUAGCAAAUGCUUUGUUCUACAUGCAUCAUGAUUGCAUUCCUCCAAUUAUCCAUCGAGACAUAACAAGUAGUAAUAUAUUGUUCAACUCAAAGAUGGAGGCUUUUCUAUCUGACUUUGGCACAGCUAGAAUCAUUGAUUCAGAUACAUCUAAUCAAACUCUUCUAGUUGGUACUUAUGGUUAUGUUGCUCCAGAGCUUGCAUACACCUUGACUGUGACUGAAAAAUGUGAUGUUUAUAGUUUUGGAGUGGUUACAAUGGAAACAAUUAUGGGAAGACAUCCUGGAGAUUUAAUAUCAUCUUUUUCAAAGGCCAACACUGAAAUCAUUUUGCUAAAGGAUGUGUUAGACCCACAUGUCCAGCUGCCAUCACAAAAAGAUGCAAGAGAUGUGAUUCUUUUGGUCAUAAUAGCAUUAGCAUGCUUAAAUCCAUCUCCCAAAUCUCGACCAACAAUGCAACAAGUGUCUCAAAGGCUUUUAUCCUCCGACUUGCCACUAACCACUCCUUUUAAUGAUAUCUCAAUCCAGCAUUUACUAAAUCAAGAUAUGCGAAUAAUCUAG
Neltuma alba is the source of this 1551-nucleotide messenger RNA. RefSeq names its product MDIS1-interacting receptor like kinase 2-like. The record is from RefSeq and is a predicted model, not a curated record. Lineage: Eukaryota; Viridiplantae; Streptophyta; Magnoliopsida; Fabales; Fabaceae. The transcript is spliced from 2 exons. Gene Ontology annotation, biological process: protein phosphorylation. Gene Ontology annotation, molecular function: ATP binding; protein binding; protein kinase activity. The annotation marks the transcript as partial.